Molecule: messenger RNA, 1074 nt
Organism: Emiliania huxleyi CCMP1516
Lineage: Eukaryota; Haptophyta; Isochrysidales; Noelaerhabdaceae
Exons: 3
Coding region: 1-1074 (357 amino acids)
Source: RefSeq, a predicted model, not a curated record
AUGCCAGUGGUGCCGGCCCCGAGCCUGGCUACUCGCGAUCUGUCGGGAAUGAACGCUGUGCGAGAGAUCUUCAGAUUGUUGGCUAGCAGCGCUGCCUGCGACAGUCCCGGUGAGCAUCUGAGCCGCGCCUUCGUACUUCGAAAGCUGCUCGAGCGAAGAGAGGUAGUCGCUAUUCUACUCCGCUCCGGUGCCCGCUGGCCGUUUCCAGCCGAGCUGCCGCCUGGCACCAAUCGAGGCUGGGUGGCUCAGUGGUCAGCGAUGCAAAAGGCCGUCUCAGACGUGCAGCGACGGCUAGACGAGCCGCAGCCAGCCGGCUCCAUGACGUCGCAAGGCCUCAUGGGCGAGCAGCGACGGCUAGACAAGCACGCAUCCCCCCCAUUGAGUGGUCCGGACCCGCUUAGCCGUCUGGACCUCGACAAGCCGUGGAUGGAGCACAUACUGGGUGGCUCGGCACAAGAGAGGGCGCGGGAGUUCCUGAGGCAGCAGAAUCUGUUACCAGCGCAAGGGCACCCGGUGAAACAAGUGCUCUCUGUCCCCGGAGGGGACCUGUUGUCAGCACAACAGAGGGUGCGGGAGGUCCUGCAACAGCAAGGGCGGCAGGUUCGGCCGGAGGGGGCGGGAGCAGAGAGCCCCGCCGGCCGUCCCAACGCCUCGAACAGCGCCGUCGCCGUGAUUCUGGCGCUGCUGCUCGUGGCGCAUCUGCCGCAAGCAUCGGCGGUAGACCACGGGAGGGAGGAAGAGGGGCAGCAGACGGCACCGAAGCCGGCCGUGGCGGAGGCCGAGGAUGCGGUUGGCGAGGCGGGGGCGGGGCAUGCCGGCCGCUCCACCCCCUCGGCACCGCCGCCUGAGGUCCUCUCGCUGGCGGACGCUAGCUUCGACACCGGCCGUCGAGACGCUCCUGAGUCCACCAUCGGUGGCCAGACUACGUGUAUCGUGUGCUUCACUAGGCCGAAGUCGCACGUCGCUGUGCCGUGUGGCCACCAGUGUGUCUGCGGCCCCUGCUCCGCUCGGCUGCGAGCGUGCCCGUAUUGCCGCACGCCAGCCGAGCGCUGGUGGCACGUCCGCGUGGUGUGA